UUGCAGGGGGCUGAGAGACAGGACCCGGGGGAAGGACAACCAACUCCUUUGGACGAUGGAAACGGUGACUGCGGCGAGGACGAACGGCACCGCCGGGAAGGCAGAGGAUGUGAAGAGUCCAUCUGCCCCCAAAAAGGAAGAAGAAGCGAAGAAAACCACAAGCCCUGGGGGUGGCGAGAAGGAACCUAUGAAGGGCAGUGGUAGUGCUGCUUUGGAAACAGGGCAAAUCAAGAGCUCCCUCUUCUCUGGCAGCGACUGGAAGAGGCCCAUCAUUCAGUUUGUGGAGUCGUCGGAUGAGAAGAGGUCGACCUACUUCAGCAUGGACUCAGCAGAUUCCAAGAAGAUGCAAUAUCCCAGUGGACAGCUAGGAGAGAUGAGGAGACCACCUCUCUCCUUUGCAGAGAAAGGGGAUCUCAGGAAGUCCCUCUUCUCGGACCUGAAGAAAAGUUCCCUCCCUAUGGUGGAGACAGGGGACCUGAGAAGACCCAACUUCAAUAAGCCUGACAGAGCAGCUGGGUCACGGCCCAGGGUGAAGCUGGAGGAUGUUCUGUGUGAUUCCUGCAUCGAUAACAAGCAGAAGGCUGUGAAGUCCUGCUUGGUGUGCCAGGCUUCCUUCUGUGAGCUGCACCUCAAGCCCCAUCUGGAGGGAGCAGCUUUCCGAGAUCAUCAGCUCCUGGAUCCCAUCAGGGACUUUGAAGCUAGAAAAUGUCCUGUGCAUGGGAAGACCAUGGAGCUGUUCUGUCAGACAGACCAGAUGUGCAUCUGCUACCUCUGCAUGUUCCAGGAGCACAAGAACCACAGCACAGUGACAGUGGAGAUUGAGAAAGCAGGAAAAGAGGCUGAGCUUUCACUGCAGAAGGAGCAACUGCAGCUGAAGAUCAUUGAGGUAGAAGAUGAAGUGGAUAAGUGGCAGAAGGAGAGGGACCGUAUCAAGAACUACACCACCAAUGAGAAAGCCACAGUGGAUCAGCAUUUCAAAGAGCUGAUCCGUGACCUGGAGAGGCAGAGGGAUGAAGUGAAAGCUGCUCUGGACCAGAGGGAAAAGAUUGCAUCCGAAAAUGUGAAAGAAAUUGUGGAUGAGCUGGAAGAGAGGGCAAAGCUUCUGCGGGAGGACAAGGAGAACAGGGAGCAGAUCCACCAGAUCAGUGAUUCUGUGCUCUUCCUGCAGGAAUUUGGGGCUUUGAUGCGGAAUUAUGUCCCCCCUCCAUCUCUCCCAACAUACAGUGUGCUGCUGGAAGGGGAGAGCAUGAGCCCAUCCAUGGGACUCCUCAGAGAUGACCUUCUAAAUGUCUGCAUGAGGCACGUGGAAAAGAUCUGCAAGGCUGACCUGGGACGUAACUUCAUAGAGAGGAACCACAUGGAGAAUGGUGACCACCGGUUCAUAAUGAACAACUACGAGUGGAACCAGCCUGACAACUUGAAGAGAUUUUCCAUGUUCCUGUCUCCCAAAGCCAAUUUCAAUCCACGAUCAUGGGAAUUUUCCUCCUUCCAAGCGACUGAGGAAACACUUGUUGGCAAUGGUACUAAGCUGCCUUUUCAGUUCUCCUCCGUGGGACAGAAUCCUCCUGGUGACUUCAGCAAACAGUCUGAUGGGAGCCUCUUCACCAAGACCGCUUACCCUUCAAUAGUGAGACAUCAGUCUACAAAGGUGACGCCACAGACAUGGAAAUCCACUAAGCAGUCUGUAUUGUCCCAUUACCGCCCCUUUUACGUCAACAAAGGCAAUGGAGCCACUUCCAACGAGGCACCUUGAUUCCUGAAGAUUUAGGGAAGAGCUGGCAGCACUUGGAGUGAAGACUCAGCUGCGGAUUUUCAUGGAUGUACCUGCUACUAUAUUAACCUUACUGCUCUAAUCUCUGCCAGGGAGAGGGAAGGUGCAGAAGGGAAUAGCCUUUCCUAGAGGAAACCAGGACUUUUUCCAAACCAUCUAAUCACCUUGAAAGCUCUGCAGGCCUUAACAACAUAACCCCAUCCUCUGCUGUCACCUCCUUGUUCCCUCUCUGUCCCUUUGCCUCUGCAGAGCGAGCUGCUCUGCCUCUCCUGGGAAGCAUGGAUGCUUGGGUAGUACCCCCUCACUCUGCUAGACCAGUUGCCCCCUUCUCCUGACUGUGUUUCUAUCACCAUAGCUGUUAAAUUCUGGUGAAGGCUUCAACCUGGCGAGGCCCAGAGGUCUUCCUGGAAUGGAGAGGCCCCAGCCAGAGGGAGCAGGGACAGGCUAAAGCUCUUCCCAUGCCUCUCUGCCCUGUCACUUGGCCCUGCCCCAGCCAGGGACACUCAGCUCUCACUAGAAUCAGCUCCAGCACUGCCACCUCCCCAAGAUCCCUGCAGACUCCCCCAUCCCAGUGCUGCCACACUUCCCUGGUCAGCUCAGCUCUGCUGGCGUCCAGAAAGCUAUUUGGAGCUGCUGCAGCCCUAGGCCAGCUGCUGGUGGAGGGCAGAGAGGCUUUCUAUCCCAUUAAAGUACCCCUCCAGCCAUCUUUUCAAAUUAAGAAAUAAAAAGAAAAUCCAUCCCUCUAAUAUAAGAUUGAUUAGAUGCCAUAGGUGUUGGGUGUUCUUUUGUUUUGUUUGAUUCAUUUUUUUAACUGCUCCAAACCAAAACUGAUUUAUC
Calypte anna (Anna's hummingbird) is the source of this 2608-nucleotide messenger RNA. It is a transcript of the gene TRIM29, whose product is annotated as tripartite motif containing 29. The record is from RefSeq and is a predicted model, not a curated record. Lineage: Eukaryota; Metazoa; Chordata; Aves; Apodiformes; Trochilidae. The transcript is spliced from 10 exons. Bases 56 to 1753 code for a protein of 565 amino acids. Gene Ontology annotation, molecular function: zinc ion binding.